Molecule: messenger RNA, 3061 nt
Organism: Musa acuminata AAA Group (dessert banana)
Lineage: Eukaryota; Viridiplantae; Streptophyta; Magnoliopsida; Zingiberales; Musaceae
Product: pentatricopeptide repeat-containing protein At3g59040-like
Exons: 9
Coding region: 983-2794 (603 amino acids)
Molecular function (GO): protein binding
Source: RefSeq, a predicted model, not a curated record
UCUCUCUCUCUCUCUCUCUCUCUCUCUCUCUCUAUCUCUGUCUGUCGAUCUAUAAAGGACUGUGUGGGGAGGCGUACCAGCCCUCUUAUCGGCGACCGUUGAUCCUUUCGCCAUGACCGCCACCGAUCUGAGCGUCGACCGCUGUGACACCGAGCUCAGCCUCAGCCUGAGCCUGAGCCCCGGUGGCGUGUAUCAUCACGGCUCCGACGUAUCUGCCGGUUCCAGCAGGAGCGCGGAGGAGAAGGCAGCAGCGCAGCAGCCGAUCACCAUAUUCUACAACGGCCAGAUGUGCGUCUGCGACGUCACGGAGGUUCAGGCGAGGGCGAUCAUAAGCGCGGCCGAGCGAGAGACGGAGGACGCCGAGGCGAAGAAGCAGAGCGAUCGGAGACCCGACUCCUCCUCCCCCCUCCCUCCUCCACCUGCACCGGCGCCGCCGCGGGUGCUGAACCGAAGCCUGUCGAUGAAGCGGUCGCUGCAGAGGUUUCUGCAGAACAGGAAGACGAGGGCGGUCGACUCCUCCCCCCCUUACGACGGUGCAGCAGUCUAGACUUCGUCUCAAGGAAGCGUACGGUGUUCGCCGGUCAGCGACGGCCAACUCUCGAGCAUCAAAGGAACCAAUUGGAAUGGAUCCUACAAAUCCCAUGUAGUUCGAUUGUGAUGAUACGACUGUAAUAUAUGCAACGAACACACUGUAGAUUAUGGAUGAAAUCGACUCUUAAAUCGAUUGAAGUCCUUUCAAUCCGAGCUCGAUUCGAGCCCGAUCCAAUUAAAUCGACACAUCCGGUUCGAUCGGGUUCGGGUCGGUUAAAUAGGCCCGAUCUAAUUAUAACCGUUGGAUCCGAAUCAGGCACGUAUGAGAUACACGGGUGUGUCUUUGGGGGUUUUGGAGCGUGCGGCCUUCGACUGAAGCCGAUAAGGCGUUCGUUCCCUCUUCUCCCACUCGGCGCCUCUGUCCCUCUCGCCCGCUCGUUGGCGAGCAUUAAUGGAAGCAAUCGGGUCUCGUUCUUUGCUCUCGUUCUCGUGUAAUCUUUGCAAAACAAAGGUACUUGUGAUUGGGAGUUUUCGUCCUCUGGAUGUCAAGACCAAAAGAAGUUUUGAGAUAGUUUGUCAUGCCAUGUUGACACCGAGAAAGUUCAUGCAGAGGAGGAAGAAGGUGGAAAUUUUUAAGGAUGCCGCUGAUGAAGCUGAGCAGAAAAAUUGGAGGAAGUUGAUGAAGGAGAUAGAAGAAUUAGGUUCAGCUGUGCCGAUAUUGAAAACCCAGAGGGCUAAAAUGGAUGCACUUCCUAGAGAUCUUGUUCUCGGUACCCUUGUAAGAUUUAAGCAGCUAAAGAAAUGGGGCCUUGUCAGUGAGAUUCUAGAAUGGCUUAGAAGUCAACACUGGUGGGAUUUCAGUGAGAUGGAUUUUUUGAUGCUUAUUACGGCUUAUGGGAAGCUAGGAGAUUUCAACAGAGCAGAGAGAGUUCUAAAGUAUAUGAACAAGAAAGGUUACUCUCCUAGUGUGAUUUCUCAUACUGCCUUGAUGGAAGCAUAUGGGAGAGCUCGUCAGUUCAGCAAAGCCGAAGCAAUAUUCCGUCGGAUGCAGUCAGCAGGCCCUGAUCCAUCACCAGUGACAUAUCAAAUAAUUCUUAAAACUUUUGUUGAGGGUGACAUGUUUAAGGAAGCUGAAUCUGUUUUUGAAAGCCUUUUAAAUGAAGAAAGAUCUUCUUUUAAGCCAGACCAAAAAAUGUUCCAUAUGAUGAUUUACAUGUAUAAGAAAGCUGGGAAUUAUGACCAAGCCCGUAGGACAUUUGCACUGAUGGAUGAGAGAAGAAUCCCCCAAUCUACUGUGACAUAUAAUAGCCUGAUGUCAUUCGAAACAGAUUACAAGGAGGUCUCAAGAAUCUAUGACAAGAUGCAAAGAGCUGGAGUCAAACCAGAUGUCGUUAGCUAUGCAUUGCUUAUCAGUGCUUAUGGAAAGGCCAGAAGAGAACAAGAAGCAUUGGCCGUUUUCGAGGAAAUGCUUGAUGCUGGUGUCAGGCCAACACGGAAAGCAUAUAACAUCUUGCUUGAUGCGUUCGCAAUCUCUGGAAUGGUAGAUGAAGCUCGGACAGUGUUCAAGAGUAUGAGAAGAGACAAGUAUGAACCUGACUUAUGUUCCUAUUCAACAAUGCUAUCUGCUUAUGUCAAUGCAUCUGAUAUGGAUGGAGCUGAGAAGUUUUUCCGUCGUAUUAAGGAAGAUGGUUUGAAACCCAACGUUGUUGUCUAUGGGACACUGAUGAAAGGUUAUGCAAAAUUGAAUAAUCUUGAGAAAGUAAUGCGUGUAUAUGAGAGAAUGCAUUUGCAAGGUGUUGAAGCCAAUCAAACCAUCUAUACAACAAUCAUGGAUGCCCACGGCAAAAACUCUGAUUUCGGAAGCUCUGUAAUCUGGUUUAAAGAGAUGAGUGCCCAUGGACUCCCACCUGAUCAGAAGGCAAAAAACAUCCUUCUAUCUUUGGUCAAGACACCAGAGGAACAGAAGGAAGCCAACGAGCUGGUGGGAAAUCCUUCUGUUAGUUUACAUGAUUCACCAAAGGACAGUCAGAUCACUGAGUUUGUCGGUGAUGAUGAGCAUGGAGAGCAGCUGAAGAGUGCAAAAACAACCAAUUCUGGAAGAGACCUAGCUGCUUUUGGUCACUUGGUAGUAAAUGCAAGCAAGUUUACUGAUCUUGGCAAUGAUGAUGACAAUGAUUAUGAUGAUGAUAAUGUCGAGGAGGACGAGGAAGAGAAGGAAGAGGAGCAUACUGAUUUCAUUAUGAGUUCUAGCGUACGACUUUGAAGUAAGAAUCACACAUUAUUCGUGGACUACCUUUCUUCAAGGCUUCUACAUCCGUGAUCAAACUUUUCUUCGGUAUUUAGGUUCCAGUGAUUGUAAUUGCAUAGGGGUUAUGUCACCGUAAGCAUCCUGGAGACCCUUCUCGAUGCAUCGAGCUCCAUGUGACAAUAAGCAAGCAUCAUGAAUAUGUUAUCUCAUCUCAAGCAUUCAUUGAUGUCAAAAUGUAAGCUGUUUAUUCUUUGUCUAUGUGCAAUGAAACUUCUACAGGGA